UCUUUGACCCAUCCGAUGAUUGUUUGGAAAACAAUAUGGAGUUUCAUUUAAAGGUUCAUCUAUUAGAACAAAUAAUAUAUUAGAACUGGGAUUGAAGCAAGACAAAUAUGUGAUUCAUUGCAAGUCCAAGCACCAUUGAUCUAAGUAAGAAUGCCACAUCAUUAUUGAAUGAAGCAUAUCAAUGUCAGAUAUUACUAGAUUUGUGAAGCAAUUGAGAGGAAGUUAUUCAGGAGCACAGGAUUAACUGACAAGAAUAUUGUACAUAUGAUAACGAAUGUGAUUCUUUGGCAUAAGCUUGAGCUGUGUUUAAAGCUUACCUAGAUGAAUUCUUGGUGAUGAUGAUCCUUAGACAGUUCUUUCCCCAUUGGAUUGGAAAAGGGGAUAAUUGAUGAGAUGGGCCACUUACUUUAGUCAAAGAAAUUGGUUGAUUUUUUGUCAAUAAAAUAAUUUGAAGAAAACAAAAAGUAGCUGUAGUCAAUUCUACUUAGCAAGGGUAGGCGCUAUUUGCGUCAACAACCUGCCUCCUCUCUUUAAAAGGACGAGAGAUUGAAUGCAAAAUAUAAGUGAUUAAGAUAUAAAUCAAUCAGAGGGAGAGUUGCAAAUAGUUUUAUGUAGAUUGAAAAAGAGAGAAUUCUUGUAACAAUCAAUAAAGUUGCAGAGAUAUUGAGGGAGUUUAUACCUGAAGUUUUAUCCAAAACUUGAGCGAAUUACCCAUUAUUAGUGGAAGUUAAUGAUGUCUGCGCCAUGUUCUCUUUCGAAGAAGGGUGUUUUACACGAGAUCAAUUCAGUGUUUCAAUUAAGCCAUUUAUUUUGAGAUCACAGUUGUAUAGCAGUGUAAAGGACAGAACACAAGUGGACAGGGAUUUAGAGUCGCUGAAAAGGGAUAAAGUAUUGCGUAUUUUUAAGUUGAGUUCUGGACAAGAUGAUCAUGCAAUAAUGUUUGUAGAUGACUAUCUGAAUCAGAUAGAACGUGUCAUGAAAAGAUCAGAAGAUAGGAAGCUUGGGAACCUUGAAGUUAUUGAGUGGUUUAAAACACAUGUUAUCGAUUUCAAGUUGGAACCUAGCAUUGAACAUCAAGAGCUUCGUACGCUCUUAUCACUUGGAGGAAAGGUGAAGGAUGAGCAUAUCUCUGUUUUAAUUCAUGCGGGUCUUCUUACUCGGCAACUUAUUGAUCCAAACAUGUACUGGUUCGCAAUUCCGAAUAUUGGUUCAGUGCUCAAGGGCCUCUCCCAGGGGAGAAAAGAAGUUCUUUCUCUUCUUAACCGAAGGAGAUACAAAGAAAUGAUGAUGGUUUCUUUGGAGAAGAAGCGUCUUCGAUUAUCCCCGCUUGAUAUGAGGUUUCAUCUUCGUGAUCUGAUUGGUUCAGGUCACCUCAAAACUGUCCAGACACCAGCUGGCUUAGUUGUUCAAGUGUCAAAAGACUGAAAAGCUCUAGACAGAUUGAUUGAAUCAUAAAUGUUUUUUUUAUGUGGGCUGGCUAAGGAAGUGAAAAUAGAGGUAUCAGCUGCUGUGUAGUUUUUACAGUAUAUUUAGAACAAAACAUAAAAAAGAGAAAAUCAAUGAAGUUGAGGCAACUAAAAUUAGUGAAUUCAGUUAUUGACGAUUUUUUCCACUAGAAAUGUGGCUGAAAGAGUUUGUAAAUUUCAACACUUCUAAAUUUAUGAUUCAGAUUAUUGAGCAAGUCUCAUUCAGAUUGAAAA
Molecule: messenger RNA, 1700 nt
Organism: Humulus lupulus (European hop)
Lineage: Eukaryota; Viridiplantae; Streptophyta; Magnoliopsida; Rosales; Cannabaceae
Exons: 8
Coding region: 745-1425 (226 amino acids)
Biological process (GO): protein phosphorylation
Molecular function (GO): protein serine/threonine kinase activity
Source: RefSeq, a predicted model, not a curated record